ACCACUCUCCGCCUCUCUUCCCCGCCUCUUCUCCACGCGCGCUGCCAUGGCCGCCACCUCAGCUCGAAUCGCAGUUGUCGGCGACGUCCAUGAUCAGUGGAAUCUAGAAGAAGAUACAAAAGCGCUUCGAUUUCUGCAGCCGGAUUUGGUGCUUUUUACAGGUGAUUUUGGUGAAGAGAACAUUGAACUGGUUCGGAGUGUUGCAAAUCUUGAAUUUUCUAAAGCAGUUAUUUUGGGAAACCAUGAUGCAUGGCAUACAAAGAAGUUUUCAGGAAAGACAAAAGACGGCGUUCAACUUCAGCUAGAAUGUCUUGGCGAGGAGCAUGUAGCUUAUCGACGUUUGGACUAUAAUACAGUAAAACUGAGCAUUGUUGGUGGACGACCUUUUUCAAAUGGGGGAAACCAGUUAUUUCGAAUAAAGCUUCUGUCUGCGAGAUAUGGAGUCCAAGACAUGGAUGGAAGUGCUAAGAGAAUCUGCAAGGCAGCUUUGGGUGCUCCAGAGGACCAUAUGGUCAUUAUUCUUGCACACAAUGGACCGACAGGUCUUGGUUCUAACUUGGAUGACAUAUGUGGAAAAGACUGGGAUUUUGGAGGUGGAGAUCAUGGUGAUGCAGAUCUAGCACAGGCCCUAUCCCUCCUAAAAGAGUCCGGCAAAAUCUGUGUUCCAUUGGUAGUGUUUGGUCACAUGCAUAAACAGCUAGCAUAUGGAAAAGGUCUUCGGAAAAUGAUUGUAGUUGGAGCUGACAACACUAUAUACCUGAACGCAGCCAUUGUUCCUAGAGUGAAGAGACUAAAUGAUGAACAAGGAAGUAGCAAAGAAAGCUGUGUGAACAAUGAACCCGGUCUUUCAACUCUGGAGUCCUGUGGCACCAUUCGAGCCUUCACUUUGGUUGAGAUUUUGGACGGACGAGUAGAUAAGAUUGUUGAAACUUGGGUUUCUGUUGUGAGUGAUAGAACCAAAUUGGAAGAGGAGCACAUAUUAUUCAGAAGUGGCAGUUAGAUUCUUCAUGGUUUAGAUUGGUAAAAAUUAGAGCUGCUUAUGACUUAAGUUAAAGUUAUCCCAAACUAGGCUUAGAAUUAGGACUCCUCCCUACAAUAGAUACCUUUGAGGAACAUGUAUGAUGAGUUGGUCAAGAAUGUGUAUCCUUUUGCAAAAGAACAUUUUCCUUUCUUAUUGAUCAAUCAUCAAAAUAAAUUUCUUUAGGUGUUAUUGUUGCUAUUAACGUGAAGAUUAUUAUCCAUAUCCUAGAUUUUCGUACACUUUGCAAUUAUAUUAUGUAAAGCAAGUAAUAAGUAAUAACAUACAAGGGUUAAUGUUUU
Fragaria vesca subsp. vesca is the source of this 1320-nucleotide messenger RNA. RefSeq lists its product as uncharacterized. The transcript is spliced from 9 exons. Gene Ontology annotation, molecular function: hydrolase activity. The coding region runs from base 47 to 1000 and encodes 317 amino acids. NCBI's taxonomy places the organism in Eukaryota, Viridiplantae, Streptophyta, Magnoliopsida, Rosales, Rosaceae. The record is from RefSeq and is a predicted model, not a curated record.